AUGAGUACCACUGAGGAGAAAGGCAGCGACAACCAGCGCCGUCGCAAAGACCGAGACCGCCAAGAGGAAGAUGCCAAGGCCAAGGAAAGAGGACGCAGAAACAAAAAAAAGGAACCAUCUACAGCAUCUGGUGGUCAAUCUGAAAAAGAAGGAGAUGUCGACAAGCCUAGAAGCCGGAGAGGCGAACGUCGCACUCAAGAGGAGCGGGAAGCCAAAACCAAGGCAAGCAGUGGAAGAGUCUCUUCCUCCUCCUCUCGACCAGGGGUUUCGCAUGAGAAGAACAACUCUUCCGGUAGGACUCGCAAAAAGACUUCCGAAGCAUUGACUUCUUCCUCUGGUAAUGGUCAAGCAAGUAUUGUUAGUCCACAAACACGCUCAUCUCGUCGUAGUGGUCGCGGAAGAGGCAAUGACAAGAAAGGGUAUCGGAACAAAGGAUCUUCUACUCCUGGAGCACAAGCUGAGAGUAUUGCUAGUCCACUUUUUAGUAGCAGCAGAAAAGGAGAUGGCAAGAAAGGUUAUCGCAACCAAGGAUCUUCUACUCCUGGAGUACAGGCUGAGCAAAGUGAUCAUGACCGAGCAAGUCGCAAAGAAUCGCGACACAAACGUAACACCCGUGGAGUCGAUAUGGAUGUUACAAUUGCACCGAAUGAUGAUGAAGCUUGUGCUGUACAUGCCAGUAUUGUGGGGGAGGAAGCGGAUGUUGUUGUUCAAGGUCAGACAGACGAGGACAUCCGCAAAAUGGUCGAAGCAGAAGCAAAAAGACUCCGAGAGGAAGAACGUCAACAAGAAGAAAGACUUCGAGACGAAGAACGACGAGAGGAAAAGAAGCGCGAAGAACUGCUACAGGCGGAGAAAAAACGCAAGAAGAAGCGCAAUGUGGUGAUUCUUGUGGUUGUUAUAGUUCUUAUUUGCGGUGGGGUAGGAGCGUACUUUGGGACUCAAAGUAGUUCCAGUGGCAAAUCCAUUGACGGAGGUGACGCUGUUGCUUUGGAUGACGGAAACAAUCAGAAUCCUGCUGAUGAUACUACAUCCGAUUCUCCUUCAAGCGAUCCAACCAUUGCUGCCACCAGCCCUCCAUCACAAGCGGUCUUCAAGUAUCCUCCACCUGACCUCGAAGAUUGUCAACGGCUAAUUGACAGGGACCCUCCAUUGGAUGAGGACGGCACCUUGGAGAAUCGUGAGUUCGAGGUAGAGUUUGAUCUCGGAUUGUCUAGUGCUGAAACCGGCAUUUCUACUGUAUUAGCAGAAGUCGAACGGAAGAUCGCCGAUUGGUUGCUCCCAUCACUUGUGGGGUGCGAUGAUCUUCAGCGCAGAAAGCUGGAUGGUCAAACACCCGCUUCGAAAGGUAUCCGAGGUGAUACAGUGCGCCGGUUGCAAACGACUUCCGAGGAUCCACUCCGCUACAUGAUCGCUGAUGUGUUGGACAUCCGUGCUGUUGACCAAGAAGAGGAGUGUUCUUUUGCGUCUGACAUUCCAAACUGCAGCUUUGUGAAAGUCAAGAUGAAUCUGCUGCUUCGUGGAGAUGAACGAAAUUUGUAUGUGGCGACCCUGCUGUCUGACUUCUUCCCAGAAGGACAAGAUCUUAAAGGUGUGAUUGGCUUAUCCGAUGACAUUGCCAUCUUUGCCACAAGGCGUAUCCGUGCGACUGGUCCUACCAAGCCUCCCAGUGCAAUGCCUUCUCGGGAGCCAAGUGUUUCUCCAUCGGAUUUUCCAACAAAGGAGCCAACGAUCCCCCCGAUACCUGCAUCGGCAAAUCCAAGUGCAUUGGUUCCUGAACCCACCAAGGAACCUUCUGAAUCUCCCAGCAAGACGCCUUCUGCAACGCCAUCAAGUGCUCCGACUCCAACUCCACCGCCAACCUUCGCCCCAGUUCCGGGAGCAACACCGAGUCCUACACAGACACCCUCUGCAACUCCUUCGUCUAUGCCAUCAGCUGCUCCUUUCAUUGGGAGCACACCGUCGCCAUCCAAAGCACCGUCGACGCCGGAGCCUACGUCCCCUCCCAUUGUAUCGCCAUCGACUGAUCCAUCACUCGAGCCCUCUUUAUCACCAAGUGGCGAACCGUCUCGGUUGCCCUCGGCUCAACCUUCCAUCCAACCUUCAAUGGAGCCAUCUUUAUCGCCUUCUACACAUCAGCCAUCUUUGUCACCAACAAUACCAUGUUUUCAAUCCAACACUGAGCUUUCGGAUGCUGUUUCAAAUUGGUUUCAAAGCAAAGCAACAGUGGAGGCCCAAUACGGACUGAUGGGAGACUGGUGUUUCACUGCCGGUGUAACAAGCAUGCAAAACCUCUUCUUAGAAAAAGGCGCAUUCAACGAGGAUGUGUCGAAUUGGGAUGUUUCUUCCGUUACUGACAUGAGUCGAAUGUUCAACGGAGCAAAUGCGUUCAAUGGCGACUUGUCAUCAUGGGAUGUUUCUUCCGUUACUGACAUGGAGGCAAUGUUCGCAAACAAUCCAUCAUUCAACCUAGACGUGUCGUCAUGGGACGUUUCUUCUGUUACGAAUAUGGAGAGCAUGUUCCACAAUUCGCGAUCAUUCAAUCAAGACUUGUCGUCGUGGGACGUUUCUUCCGUGACCAAUAUGAGGUUGAUGUUCUUUCUGGCAUCGUCGUUCAAUGGCGACUUGUCGUCAUGGGACGUUUCUUCUGCUACGACUAUGGAGAGCAUGUUCCGCAAUUCGCGAUCAUUCAAUCAAGACUUGUCGUCGUGGGACGUUUCUUCCGUGACCAAUAUGAGGUACAUGUUCUUUCAGGCAUCAUCGUUCAAUGGAGACGUGUCGUCCUGGGAUGUAUCUUCCGUUACUGAUAUGGCCUUAAUGUUCAACGGAGCAAGUGCGUUCAAUGGAGACGUGUCAUCCUGGGAUGUUUCGUCAGUUAUUGACAUGAACGCAUUGUUUGCAAAUAUUCCAUUAUUCAACCAAGACUUGUCGUCCUGGGACCUUUCUUCUGCCACCAAUUUGCAGAGCAUGUUCAGCGGAGCAACAUCUUUCAAUGGAGACAUAUCAUCAUGGGAUGUUUCGUCUGUCACUAUAAUGCAGUCAACGUUCAACGGAGCAAGAUCAUUCAAUGGCGACUUGUCAUCAUGGGAUGUUUCUUCCGUUACUAACAUGGAUAACAUGUUCGCAAACCAUCCAUCAUUCAACCCAGACUUGUCGUCAUGGGACGUUUCUUCUGUUACGAAUAUGAAGGGCAUGUUCCAACUUUCGCGAUCAUUCAAUCAAGACUUGUCGUCAUGGGACGUUUCUUCUGUUACAAAUAUGGCACUAAUGUUCCGCGAGGCAUCAUCUUUCAAUGGAGACAUAUCAUCAUGGGAUGUUUCGUCUGUUACUACAAUGGCCGGAAUGAUCAACGGAGCAAAUGCGUUCAAUGGCGACUUGUCAUCAUGGGAUGUUUCUUCCGUUACUAACAUGGAGGCAAUGCUCGCAAACCAUCCAUCAUUCAACCCAGACUUGUCGUCAUGGGACGUUUCUUCUGUUACGAAUAUGGAGAGCAUGUUCCACAAUUCGCGAUCAUUCAAUCAAGACUUGUCGUCGUGGGACGUUUCUUCCGUGACCAAUAUGAGGUACAUGUUCUUUCAGGCAUCAUCGUUCAAUGGAGACGUGUCGUCCUGGGAUGUAUCUUCCGUUACUGACGCGUAUGGAAUGUUCCGGGGUGCAACGUCCUUUGAUCGAAAUCUUUGUUUGUGGGGCUUGCGCCUAUCGGCCAAUGCUGUGGUUUCUAAUGCGUUUUCCACCGCCAGCAGCUGCCAGUCACAAUCUGAUCCAGAUCUCUCUACGAAUCCACCAGGCCCAUUUUGCUACGCUUGCAUACUAAGUUAA
Cylindrotheca closterium is the source of this 3816-nucleotide messenger RNA. NCBI's taxonomy places the organism in Eukaryota, Bacillariophyta, Bacillariophyceae, Bacillariales, Bacillariaceae. The record is from the annotation of a GenBank genome assembly.